AUGUUCUUUCUUUAUUUUCUUUUCUCUCCGCGUAUUUUUCUUCUGCCCGUAAAUUUUUAUAUCACCCGUCCUUUUUUUCCAUCUUUAUUCAUAGCAACGUUUUGUUGGGUUACAAUAAAUUUACUUUCAUGCCUGCCCAUAUCUUUUACAUUGUUUUCUUUCUUUUCUUUUCUUUCUUUUGAUUUCUUUCUCUAUUCUCUCUCUUUUACUUUCCCUAAUACUUUCUCACAAUCAUUUUCCUUCCUCACGCUUUAUGCCACUCGCCAUCUCAUUCAAUCCUUUUCUCUUCCCUUCCACAUGUCUCAGCUAUUUUACCCACUCUGUUUCUCUCCGCUUGUCACUCUCUCUUCCCUAUCUCAUCAUCAUCGUUACUCUCCAAUAUAUUCUCGCUUUCUGUCACACUUUCUGAUAUUCACCCAAAAUAAUUCUUCUUGUCCCAUGCCCUUCCUCACUUACGAUUUUUGUUUCUCCGUCAUAAUUAAUUACACUCUUUGGCUUAUACAAUAUUGUUUUGUUACAUUUUUUUUAUAUCUCUCCCCUUCUCUCUCUCUCUCUCUCUCUCUCUCUCUCUCUCUCUCCCUCAUUUCUAUGCCUUACUUUUUGCUUCUCAGUGAUUCAUUGUUACUCUCUAUCAAAAUCCAACUCAUUUGCUACGAAGGUUUUACAUCUAAUUUCCUUUCUUCUUUCAUGUAUGUUCUUGCAUACCUUUUCUUUCCCUGUUUUUUACCUUUUGCCUUUUUGAUAAUUUUCUCUAUUUCUAAACUUUCACUUCCUUCUUGUCUUUUCUCUCUGCUUAUUCUUCAAAAUAAUACUUUUCCAUGCUUUCCUUCUUCAUUUGAUUGUCCUUUCUUUAUGAAAGCGAUUUUCUUUCUUUCCCUCUGUCGUAAAAACAUCUGCCCAAUGUUGAAAUUUGAUGUGUGUAGAAUUAUUUGCAUUAUUCGGACGAGUUUCUGUCCUGACGGAUCUCGACAGCUUCUGGCCUCGGCAGCUGUUUUCUUGAUCCUUUCUGGCCUCGAUCAGCAAUUAGAAAAAGUUGGUCCACUUGAACGUUCGAGGCCCCUCACCAACUCCAUAUAG
This is a messenger RNA of Acanthosepion pharaonis, 1077 nucleotides long. The record is from the annotation of a GenBank genome assembly. Lineage: Eukaryota; Metazoa; Mollusca; Cephalopoda; Sepiida; Sepiidae.